Messenger RNA from Hymenoscyphus albidus, 1703 nucleotides. Lineage: Eukaryota; Fungi; Ascomycota; Leotiomycetes; Helotiales; Helotiaceae. The record is from the annotation of a GenBank genome assembly.
CGCAUCGCAACCAUCAAACGAUAACUUCGAUAAGAAAACAUCAAAUCACGUCAAGAAUCACUCAACAUCGACCGAGCCAAACAAAUACUAUUCUCAAUCAGUACACAAACACAACCACGAUAUCCCAAAGUCCAUUAAGCAGCAAUGGCACCAACUGCAGUCCAAUUUAAGGAGGCGCGAACUCCAACACGUAGUCCCAUCAUAACACAACGCGUCGCAAAGGGCCUGACCGAAAAUCAAAAACGUGCAAUCAUUGAGAAUCUACAACUCGAAGGUCAGAAAAUCGAUUUGUCGCCUGACUUGUCUGUUUACUAACAUAUCAACAGUCACUGAACGCGCCAGGAAGCUUCGCGCACAAUAUGCCUUGCAAGCGCAAACUAUGCGAGCGCGCCUCGAAAUACGAAUCAAUCGAAUUCCCGUCGCAAUGAGAAAUAUGAACAUAGGAGAGCUGGCUGCGCAACAUCUGGCCCUGAAGCAGAAGAGUAUUGCAGGUUCGCCAGCAAAGAACCGUGUCGAGGAUAUCCGUGAAAAGACACGAGUUAGCCCAUCACCACGCCCAAAGAAGCGCAAGAGGUAUGGUUUACAAUAAUUCUUGCGCAAUCAAUGCUAACCUGUCCAGUGAUGAAAUGUCAAUUGAUAAGGAGAACCAAGAAAACCAGGAAAUUGAAUAUCCCAAGAAGCGCGCUCGCGCACCUAACCCAGCAGGCCGUCCUAUUUCCCGCGAAACGGUCCAGCCAUCUCAAGUCCUCUCUCCAAGAUCAGCCAACUCCCGAUCAUACCAACUUACACAAACUCGCAAUGCAGCUCAAUCGAAGCCAGUCCCAAGCCGACCAGUUUCACCACUUAAGUCAUCGGCGUCAGCAGCAUCUGGAGGCGCAGCUGGAAUUCUCACAAAUAUGGUUGAGAAAGCAAAGGCCACUCGAGGAGCAGCAGCAGUUCGAAAGGCAACUGGACCAAAGAAGGCAGAGACCAAGAAAGCCGAAACCAAAAAGGCAGCUGAAGCAAAACAAGCUACUGGAACCAUUAGAGGAAGAAAAACACCAGCACCUGCUGCAGCACCAGCUGCUCGUUCUACACGAGGCAGACCUCGUACUGUCAGUGAUUCUAGUGAUACUAGCAAUGGCACUGUUGUACGCAAGCCUGUCGCAAAGAAGGAACCCGCCGCCAAGAGAACCGUUAUGGGUACUAUUAGAGGAAUGGGAGCAGCCAAGAAGGCAGCAGCAGCGCCUGCACCGAAGGCGGGUGGUACAGCUACACGAGUUUUGCGAAAGAGGAAUUGAUUGAUUGGCAUUGCAGGUGAUUGAAUGUGGUUAUUAAUAAUCUGGGAGGGUUGCUUUUUGGAGUUUGGAAAUGCAUUAAAGUUACAUUUCCCAUGGGGUAUGGGGCGGAGUUUGGGAUAGUACACCAUAAAGGACUGGGUACUUUGGGGUUGUAUGGGGUUUUAGAAUAUCGUCAAUACCCAUUUUCUCGCGUGGAAGUCAAGCAAUUGGAUUGAUUGAUUAGCAUGACUGAGAAUUCAUCAUAAAGUACUUCUCCAGCGUCACACCAAAGUUUCUCAAAGCUGCGCUAAGAACUAUCACAUUACCUAGGUAGUAGAGAGAUCACCCUCCAACCUGGAAUAUCAGACCUCGGUAUUGUUACCUGCUCAUUAGACACAGUAUCUGAUCCUAGUACAGUAAGUAGCCCUGUAAUGAUUCUGUUUC